AUGAUAACAAUCCUCAGACAAAGAGCAAUUGCCGAAUCAACAGUUGAUCCAACGAUCAAUAAAGACGAUAGAGCCAAGGAAUUGAUUGAUGCUUACGAUUUCUUCAUAGAGCAAGAUGAUUCCCAUCUUAUAAAUGGUCAUCAUCUUGCUCAAAAUGAUGGCAAGUUUUGGUACAUGAAUGGCAUAAAGCAACUAAAAGCAAUAAGACCAAUUGGAAAAAGGAUGAUGUCACUUUCGUGCAGUGAAGCAGAUGUAGAACGUGUAAUAUCUGAAUUGCGAAAGACAAGAAAUUCAAUGAACGAAUCAUGCAAAGAAGAAUAUGUAGCAUGCCGCUUCUUCAUCAAGUUGAAUGAUGAUCAAUUUGAUAUUUAA
Molecule: messenger RNA, 372 nt
Organism: Trichomonas vaginalis G3
Lineage: Eukaryota; Parabasalia; Trichomonadida; Trichomonadidae
Exons: 1
Coding region: 1-372 (123 amino acids)
Source: RefSeq, a predicted model, not a curated record